Terrapene triunguis (Three-toed box turtle) is the source of this 2046-nucleotide messenger RNA. RefSeq names its product C-X-C motif chemokine ligand 12 (gene CXCL12). The transcript is spliced from 4 exons. The record is from RefSeq and is a predicted model, not a curated record. Gene Ontology annotation, cellular component: external side of plasma membrane; extracellular region. Gene Ontology annotation, molecular function: chemokine activity; CXCR chemokine receptor binding. Bases 57 to 338 code for a protein of 93 amino acids. NCBI's taxonomy places the organism in Eukaryota, Metazoa, Chordata, Testudines, Emydidae. Gene Ontology annotation, biological process: cell chemotaxis; chemokine-mediated signaling pathway; axon guidance.
UCAGCCGGCAGCAGCAGCCUCCGGACUUUCACUCCCAGCUCGCCCCCCUCGCCAGCAUGAACGGGAAAGCCCUAGCGCUGCUCGCUUGUCUGCUGCUCUCGCUCUCCCUCUCGGAGGAGAAACCCGUCAGCCUGACCUACCGAUGCCCCUGCAGGUUCUACGAGAGCAACGUGGCUAAAGCCAACAUCAAGCACCUCAAAAUCCUGACCACCCCGAAUUGCUCGCUGCAGAUUGUCGCAAGACUGAAGAACAACAGUAAGCAAGUAUGCAUUGAUCCCAAGUUAAAGUGGAUUCAGGAAUAUCUGGAGAAAGCUUUAAACAAGAGGUUCAAGAUGUAAGAGGCAAGCAUUGUAAGCCGUCUACAGGAUUUCUUACUGUAGGACCCAGAGAGCAGAUAACCAGUAUUAGGGAAUGAAUGCAUUUCACUGUUAUCAUGCAGCACAAAGGCAAGGCUUCAUGCGUUUCCAAAGGCUUUUCUCUUUUUUUUUUGCACAAAUUGGCUUGCUUUCACAGUACGAUUUUAUGGAGUAAUGUGUUUAUUUUUUUUUAAAACAAUCUUUUUGUAGUUUGGUUUAUCAUCUAGCACUGGUGGCAGCGAUGAAUUUAGACUAACCCUACAGUAUAAUAUCGUUUUCCUUGCCUGUAUUAUUUAGCAAUUGCUGUUAAGUUCAUGCCAGCAUCCAAGAGUUUUUACCUAGCAGGACAUGAGCUGUGAGGUGCAAUUUGAUGGGGUAAUUCCUAUGUUCCUAUGCUCCCAAUGACUCAGCACAAAAAGCAAUGCAUUUUCCCAUUCCUGUAACCAGAGCUUGUCUGCAGCCCUACCUGAGACAGGACACAGGGCAGGAGAGCAACACUGGGGCUGGCCCAAGUCUGCACAGUAGAGCGAGAUUUUGCGAGUAUGCGUGCAGGCAAACGUUCCCAGUUCCCAGGCGGAGAUGCCUCUGUCUGCCGGUGAAACGAUCUAGUAUCCAGAGCUCCAUUUGCAACAAGGUAUCACUCAGGAGUCACGUGCCACCUCCGGCAACCCCGCAGGCCUGUUAUUUCUUCCUCUUGAUUCCCAGCUCUGUAGCCACGUAUAAAGAUGUAUGAAAUAGGAAAUGUAGAGGAAAGAUAUCUCAGCGACGGGGCAAUCUCUUUGUUACUCUGUGCACUGAGAAAUGGGGAAAACCGCAAGCAGCAAAAUAUCUGUGUGAUACCCAACAUUGUGUAUUAGGUGGGUUUCUUCCGAAGGAAUCUUCUCCUUUAUGUGGAGCUUGUAUUCUGGGCAUGCAAGGGCUGCUAUACUAAGCACUCUCUUCUGUUGCAAGUAACUUACAUGCCAAAGGACCAUUCUGUCUGUCCCAGGGAUGUCUUAUUUUCCACUUUGGUCACUGUUGCAAACUAAGUAUUCUCCUCCCUACAAAAUGAUCGUGCUAGCGCAGGAUGUGCUUCUGUGGGCACCAGGUCGCCCCAUCAGCUUUGAAGCAGAAACCAAGCAGGAGCUCUGCCUGAAAACAGUGCGGGUGAUUUGGUCCAUCAUUUUUUCCUACUACGUUGGUGCUUUUAUGUCUUGUGUACCCACUUUUGUAGGCAUUUGGGGAGUAGGGAUCCAGCACCACUGACAUCAAUGGCAGUUUUACAGCUGAUUUCAAUCGGAGCAAGAUCAGACCCUCUGUCAUUUGUGUAAAGGCAAAAAGAGCUUACGUGACCAAGAAAACCAUAGAUUAGUGCAUCUUCCAUAUUGUGUGUUUUAUCACCUAGGGGCCAGACUCCCUCCUGAUAUAGGUGUCUGCAGUUGCCAGUGACGUGGCUGGAGAGUACAUACCUGCAUCAGAGGCAGGGGUUACCCCCAGGUUUUUAAAGAUGUCCUGGAGAAAGUGCCUAUUAAUUUCUAUUCUAACACAGAAUUAUAAUCUGUCUCUCCCACCUGCUGGACAGUGACUCCUCACGCACGUUGUCUGAACUGGGCACCAGCUCAGAUCCUGCUCCCAUUGAAUCCAGUUUAGAUUGAAAUCUCGCUCUCUGACUCCGGGGUGCAUUUACCACAGCAGCGGCCCUUUAAAAUCC